AUGAAGCAUUGUGACGAGAGUGGAUGCCUUGACUUCUCUCAAAAUGAAGUUAAAUUAAGGGCCACAGGCAAAGAGCUGGACGAUACAAUUUCAUUCUUCAACAAUCUGACCGCCCAGCUGAAGUAUCCAAAACAAGGAGGAUCGUAUCAACAGCUAUAA
This is a messenger RNA of Caenorhabditis briggsae, 159 nucleotides long. The record is from RefSeq and is a predicted model, not a curated record. Bases 1 to 159 code for a protein of 52 amino acids. NCBI's taxonomy places the organism in Eukaryota, Metazoa, Nematoda, Chromadorea, Rhabditida, Rhabditidae. The transcript has 2 exons.